Molecule: messenger RNA, 1364 nt
Organism: Populus trichocarpa (black cottonwood)
Lineage: Eukaryota; Viridiplantae; Streptophyta; Magnoliopsida; Malpighiales; Salicaceae
Product: NADP-dependent alkenal double bond reductase P2
Exons: 4
Coding region: 67-1146 (359 amino acids)
Molecular function (GO): 2-alkenal reductase [NAD(P)H] activity
Source: RefSeq, a predicted model, not a curated record
UGCCUUUUGCAACCUUGUAGAUCAUCAGCAAUAUUUCAAAUUAAUCUAAGAACAUUAGCAUAAAGCAUGGCUAGUGAUCAUAGUGUCCGUGGUGAGGAGGUGAUCAGCAACAAACAAGUGAUCCUCAAGGACUACGUGAGUGGUUUUCCAAGAGAAUCAAACCUGUACCUGACGACAAGUAACAUCAAACUCAAAGUGCCAGAAGAAGAGAGUGGUAAAGAUGCUGUGCUGGUUAAGAAUCUCUACUUGUCUUGUGAUCCUUUCAUGCGUGGACGCAUGCAGAGAGAUCUGCCACCCGGUGAACCUGAACAAUCUUCCUACUCCCUUGGCUCUCCAAUUGUUGGAUAUGGAGUGGCUAGAGUUGUUGAUUCCAGGCACUCUGACUUCAAGAAAGGUGAUUUGGUCUGGGGAAGGACAAUCGGCUGGGAAGAAUACAGUCUAAUAACAACACCUGAAUACCUCUUCAAAAUCAACCAUACUGAUGAUAUACCCCUUUCAUACUACACUGGAAUUCUUGGAAUGCCUGGCAUCACUGCUUAUUUUUGCUUCUUUGACAUUGGUUCUCCCAAGGAAGGAGACCGUGUCUACGUUUCAUCAGCAUCAGGCGCAGUUGGUCAGCUUGUUGGGCAAUUUGCAAAGCUGAUAGGUUGUUAUGUUGUUGGAAGUGCUGGAAGUAAAGAAAAGGUUGAACUAUUGAAGACCAAGUUUGGAUUUGAUGAUGCUUUCAAUUAUAAAGAGGAGCAUGACUUGGAUGCAGCCUUGAAAAGGUACUUCCCUGAAGGCAUCGACAUUUACUUUGAGAAUGUUGGAGGAAAAAUGCUUGAUGCUGUCCUUCUAAACAUGAGACACCAUGGCCGUAUUGCUUUGUGUGGAAUGAUCUCUCAAUACAAUCUCGAGCAGCCUGAAAGUGUGCAGAACUUAAUCGCUGUACUCUAUAAGCAUAUCCGGAUGGAAGGGUUUUCGGUUGCCGAGUACUAUGACCAAUACUCCAAGUUCUUGGAUUUUGUUCUGCCUUGUAUUAAAGAAGGGAAGAUUGUUUAUGUGGAAGACAUAACUGAAGGACUCGAGAGUGGCCCUGCUGCAUUGAUAGGCCUAUUCAGCGGCCGAAAUGUAGGCAAGCAAGUAGUGAAGGUUGCUCAGGAGUGAUCAGUCUCCCUUUACAUGUCUUCUUUCCAAUCCCAUUGCUUGUCUUACAUGCUUCAUUAAUAUAAGGCAGAACAAAAUCCAAGAACAGAAAAUAAAAUAAAAUUGAGGUUUCAAUUUAAAAAGCUUAUAACUGAAGGGCUGCGUGUAUGAUUUAGCCCCAUUUUCAGGAAAAUGGAUUCUUUUAUUUCUAAUCAAAUUUAUAUCAUUCUCAAUUUCCA